Molecule: messenger RNA, 5491 nt
Organism: Porites lobata
Lineage: Eukaryota; Metazoa; Cnidaria; Anthozoa; Scleractinia; Poritidae
Source: the annotation of a GenBank genome assembly
AUGACUGCCUCUGCUCCAAAGUUUAUUCGCCUAGAAGGACGUGUGUUUAACUCCUGGAAACGGUAUAAAGAGAAAUUCGGAUUUAAAGAGAAGACAGACAGUGAAUUUGCAGCACGACUGUUGCAGAUAAGGUUAGUCAGUUUAAGCUACUGUUCCCAUGUCAAAACUGGGUAAAUUAGUAAUUAAUUCAGAGUUCCAGACUAUUAUUUAUUCCACAGUAAGUUAAAAAAUUAAACAAUUGCAUUUAAUUUAAUUUUUCAACCAUAAAAACACUGAAGAAAAAAUGAUUGUCUGCAGUUAAUCUGGUAGGGAUACCAGAAUACCUUGUUCUGUUAUAAAUUCCACUGGUACUGAAGAGCGUUUAUCAUGAGGCUUGUAAUGUCUGAACGCCAGACCAGUCCUCGAUAGGGGUGGAUUAUACACUCAGGAAACAAGACAAGUUUCAUUCCGCCAUAUUGUAUUCUCACACUCUCCCACCAUGCAUUACAAGCACAAGCAACCCAAUAUACAAUCACCACAUCUGCCCGUUUGAAAUGAAACAGUACACAUAAUGAAAGGCCCUAACAAAUAAACUCUAAGCCAGAACUGUAACAGUCCUAUAAGGAGUGUUAAUAAAGCUACAAUCCUGGUCAAAACGUUUGGGACAAUUUGUGUUUCAGGUGAGAAAAAUGUAAUUCAAGUUGACACCCCCUCCCCUGAACCGUGUUGGGUGUUACAAGUCAAACACUUUUUACAUAUUUUGCAUACGCUAAGGACCUCAACUUUGUUCAGCGGCAGGAGGUGAGGGAAAAUCUUGUUAAGGCUGUGUUUAUGAGUGUGUAACGCAGGUUAGCUGUAAAUUCCAUAGCAAAACACGUGAAAAACGGGUGGUGUCCCAAAACCUUUUGGCCAGGAUUGUAUGUUCGAAGAGUCCAACGAGUAGUUAGUUCUCAUCAAAAUGCCCUUGGUAAAAAAAGUUAUUAAAGUCCUUAUAUCAAAAUCAACUAGUCUCUUAAGCAGCGUAGCCUAAUAAGCCACUUUGGCUCAAUCUUUCAUGUGACAUAGUCUUUAAGCCAGCUUGGCUUGGCUCUCAUGGGUUGACCUUUGAGGCUCAACGGCCUGUUCUGGCAUCUUAGCACUAGGCUGCGGUAAGCUGGGCUCAGCAGUGGGCUCAGACGCAGGCCAUUCUGCUGGAAUGACUCUGGGUUCAGGGUCAGUAAGGAUAACUGGUUCCAUUGGUGGUCUCUGCUCCAGUUGCUGUGUUGGUUCUCGCUGUUGCUGAGAUUCCCUUGGUGCGGGUCGGAUGAACCUUUUCACAUGGCCUGCGUUCCUCUUAAGUAGGGUUUCGCCUCGCUCAAGGACCACCAGAUCUCCUCUCUUAGAAACUUACUGCAUGGCUCUGGAUCAUACGUUGCAGACAACUUGUUCUCUUUCUGCCUCAUCAGUAGCACCUUGUCUCCGUCCGACACAUCAGACCCCAUAGUUCCUUUGUUUGCAUCUUUAGCACUUCUCUGUUUCCGUUCAGUAUCCUGGUCUCUUGGUUUGGAUUCUACUUCCAUACAACAGUUCACUUCGAAGCAGUCCCAUGAAAACAGUUUGAUUCAUUCCAAUCUUGCGCUUGUCCUUGUUAAUGGUUAGGUUUCUUUCGUGUAAUCGCUCUGUGGCAAUGUCACCAGAUUUCUGUCAUGCUCCUCAGUUGUCCGUCCGUGCACAACAAUGUCAUCAGCUAUGUUGGUGGCACAGGGGCAAUUAGCGAUUGUGUGCCUAAUAAUGUUCUGAUACUGUUCAGAGCACUGUUCGCACCAAAACUUAACCUCUUGUAACGAUACAAAGAAUUACCAGCUGAAAAUAUUAUGAUAUCCCUCGACCCCUUCUCAAACUCAAUUUGAUGUAUCCUCAUGUUCAUUUCGAGCUUGGAGAAAACCGCGCUUCCAUUCAUUUCCUCCGGCACCUCAUCCACCGUAGGAAUCGGCAAUUUCUCCCUUUCAAUUGCCUCGUUGGCAUGCCUCAUGUCGACGCAUAUAUACACAUCAUCCUUGUUUGGCUCAGGAGCUAUCACAGCUGGGCUGACCCAGGUUGUUGGGCCUGAAACCUUCUCAAUGAUGUCAAGGUUAAGAAGCUCGUCAAUCUUUGUCUGAACUUUAUCUUUCAAAGGGUAAGGAUCCGCCUCGGUUUCUGUGGUGAUGGUAUAACUUCACGAUUGAUGGGCAACUUAAGCUCGCAACCGGACAACGAGGGUUCCAAGUAAGUUUUUUCGGGACCCAGGAUUUCCCUUAUUUGAUGCUCAGGAUUCGGGAUUUGAAAGCAAAAUCGGGUGAGUUUGGGGAUUGAAAGUAUGCUUGGGAGGUGGGAUACCAAAAAUAACCCUCGGGAUUACGGGAUUGCAAGAAAAUUUUGGGUCGGGAUUACAGCAUUGAAGAACCCUACUGGUGACCCUUGACAACUUGCCAACCCCAGAGAACACACCUUUGGGAAAAGCCCCACAAUACCGUUGAUAUCACUGCCUAUGGAAUAAACUGCCGUUAUAUUCACCGGUUCUUGUCCAACUUUCAGCACUUAUAGCCUUUUAGCAGCUGGGCUACCAAGCCAUCACCGCCCUUCUCCCUGUGUUACGAGAACAGUUUCCACUACUUUUUGCCCAAGACACUCAAUUGUAGCUUCAAAUUUACCGACCACCUUGUUAAACACCCAUUGCCAUACUGAUAGACACGAAGGUUCCUCUCUUCUGGUAUUAAAUUUCCUCUGAGGCCACUCACGGUGGACUGUACUCCAGAGUAAACGAGCAUACUUGUCUUGGUGCCAGUAAUCUUCACUGAAAUAACGUUUUCUUCACAGGCCCUUUCCCCAUUGUAGUUAAUUGGAAAGGCAAUUGGCUCUUCUUCACUGCCGUAGUCCACUUGAUUAAUUUGUUGGCCCCUAGGUUUUAAAUUACGUCCACUACGUACUGGCAGCACUACAGGAUCGCCAAUCAUUACUCCCACUUACUCUUCCAUCACUCUUACCCACUUUCUCUUUUCCAUCGGCCUCAUUCCGGCAACACGAUGCCCAGUGCCCUCUCUUGCUACACUUAGUACACAAUUUUCCUUUUCCCACUUGGCUUUUAUUUGCCUGAUCUGGGCUGCACCAAAUUCACGCUGCUUUUUUCCUCUCCCCCUGCAAUUUUGCUUGUCUGACGGCGCUUCUGUUUCCCACUCUCUGGCUGUAGUCAAGGCUGCUGCAAGCUUAAGUUAGGAACCUCAAAUAGCUUGGUCCGUUACUCUUGGGACGAUUCUUUCCGAAUAGAAGCUAACGGCUCUAGCAGCUGGUCUCUUACUGCAAAUUCGAGCUCCUCAACUUCAUAGCCAGUGUCUCGCUUGCUUCCUUAGUCGAAGCGCCAACGAGUCCAAAUCUUCACACGUCUUCCUCGGGUUCUUGAUGUAUUUGGCGAAGAACGUGCCUUUCGUAAGCUGCAUUUUCUUGCACAUGAAAGUAUGCGUUCAGGGCUCGAACGGUUUGUCGAUAAACGUCAUCGGCUUGACCUUCCACGAGAACAAUUGUAAGAUUCUCAAAAAUAUCCUGCACUCCAGAGCCGACCCGCUAAAGUAAUUCGCUCCUCUUUCUCGCGGGAUUUUGUAGGUUUGUUUUCACCUUGAGCGAAAAAUUUGAAUCCUCACAGCCACACAUGCCAUUGCUCGCUCAAUUCCUAUUUCAGGGCUGUCAACCCCCCACGUCCUUAAAUAUUGAGAAUUGAUAGGGAAGGGAUGAUAGAUGACGUCAUAACGUUCAACAAAUGACGCCAUUUGCGCCAAAAAGAUACUCGUUGACUCCGGUCAUCACGAAUUUGCCAUCACAUAAAAUGCGCGAAAAAGAUGUUGUUGGCAUUGUAACAUUUGACCUGAUUGGUUUACUUCCUACCAAUCACAUUAUUGCUUAUAUUACAAUGGCAUACCGGAGGUUUUUGAGAAAAAGUUUGGUGUUAACAGUUAAAUAGCUAAAACAACGCAAAAUAUUUGAAAUUUUAUUGUCCGGGUACCCUGGGUACCAGAGGUUUUUCUCGCGUGCGGCGGGAAUUUUCGGUGUUGGCCGAAGGCCGACACAUCUUCGGCACUAUAAAGACUUGACAGAAACCGGAAACCGCGCUAGAAAAGUCUCUGGCACCCAGGGUAGAGUCCGGGAGAUACGGUCCAAAAUCUGUAGUCUCUCGGAUUAUCUGGGAGAGUUGACAGCCCUGUAUUUUGAUCCCAAAAUAUUCAUCGGUUGGAAAUUAUUUCGCACCAUGCCGCCAGGAAAUCUCGUUAACUUGAUCCUCGUCGCCAUUGUAAUGUCUGAACGCCAGACCAGUCCUCGAUGGGGGUGGAUUAUACACUCAGGAAACAAGACAAGUUUCAUUCCGCCAUACUGUUUUCUCACACUCGCCCACAAUGCAUUACAAGCACAGGCAACCCAAUAUACAAUCACUACAAGGCCGAUGCUCCUGGACAAAUAAUAUUAUUGUAGGGAGCUUAAAAGUUCUUUGAAUUCAGGAUGCCCAGCUUAUAAGUUUGGUGCAACCUCAAGAGGUUUAAAGCCUGGAUCAAAAGCCGUGUUGGUAAAAAUAUGAUUUACUGGGAAUAUCUCUUGCUAGGAUGAAAUUUUCCCCAAUGGAAAUCUUGCAGAGGUCUUCUUGUUCCUCAGUCAGGGACGUCACAAAGAUUGCAAGUUGCUGGGUAUAUUAUUCACUGAAUUAAUGAGGUGGCUGCGCGAAGCGGUGUGAUUAAUUUCCACCACUAUCCACCGCCACUGAGGUGAAUAAUAGUUUUAGUACAGUACUAAAACAGUGAGAUAAUUUAGUUAAAAACGAUGAUUUUUAACCGGUUUAUUGCUGUCAACGAUUACCAUUUUGGGGUGUAAAUGACUGAAGGUCGUCACGUUUCCUUGCCGAGCUAAAUAAAGUAAAGCAAGACUUGAAAUUUGCAUUUGUAGACAAAAAACUUUUUCACUGGUUUCAUCGUUAAAUGCAGGUUAAACAGGCAAAGCUCUUACCUGUAAAAACUGACAGACCAAAUUUUGUCGCCUUCUUCGUGUUGUCAGGAACAGUUUUCUUUUUUAUUUGAGAAAUUUACUCGUUUUUUCGGCAGCAAACUGGACAGCCAUUUUACUCAUAUAGAACCUACGCGAGUUUGACGAGUUAGAGUUCAAUAAAAAGUGAGCCCUGUAACGCCAGAUAGCUACAAUAGUAUUAUGAUAAAAAAGUCCUACUUUAUCUUUUAAAACCCAAAGCACUGUCUCGCAAAGCAAGAUUUAUACAUUUGUCAGAAUUUGCAUUGCACACAGACCACUUAGUGCGGUGGAAUAUUGGGUGGCCGAGAUGUACAAGUGGGAAUCAUGUAAUAACACUAUAUUAUUUGGUUACAGUCUUGAAGGUAAUGAGGUGAAUCGUGGUGGUGGUCAAAUGAUCAAUUGUCAGUCUUCUGAUGGUUUUCAAGGUGAAAAGAGUCUUCCGAGCAACAUCGAAAAAGAGACAUCUCGUAAAUCAAAACAAGUUGAACGUUGG